Molecule: messenger RNA, 1709 nt
Organism: Capsella rubella
Lineage: Eukaryota; Viridiplantae; Streptophyta; Magnoliopsida; Brassicales; Brassicaceae
Product: poly(A) polymerase I
Exons: 14
Coding region: 21-1586 (521 amino acids)
Biological process (GO): RNA processing
Molecular function (GO): RNA binding; nucleotidyltransferase activity
Source: RefSeq, a predicted model, not a curated record
GUGAAUCUUUUUGAAUCUUCAUGGCGGUUUUGAGUCUGGGUUUCACUUGCAGAUCCCAUUUUCCUGUUCUUCCCCUGUUUUACUGUUUGUCGAAGGUUCAGUUCAACACUGUUGCUGCUGCUGCAAUUGAGACUGUGGAUGACAAGGAUAGUGAUCAUGACAAGGGUUCUGAUCAAACGAGUAAUGGUAAAGCACCAGAGUGGAAGAAAUUGAAUUCAGAAGAUCUUGGGAUAACCAGUUCUAUGAUUUCAAAGCCCACCCGACUAGUUCUAAAUGGCCUUAAGAAUAAAGGACAUGAUGUUUACCUUGUUGGAGGCUGUGUACGGGAUCUUAUUUUGAAGCGGACUCCGAAAGACUUUGAUAUACUUACUUCUGCAGAACUUAGAGAGGUUGUUCGGACUUUCUCAAGAUGUGAAAUUGUUGGAAGAAGGUUUCCUAUAUGUCACGUGCACGUUGGGAAUGAUAUGAUAGAGGUUUCGAGUAUUAGCACAUCUGCUCAACAUUCUCCAAGAAACAUGAGAAAUGGUUCUGGAAAAUCCAGUGACUCCUAUGACGAGGACAGUAUCCGUUUCAAUAAUUGCUUGCAGCGUGAUUUCACUAUUAAUGGGUUGAUGUUUGAUCCUUAUGCCAAAGUUGUAUAUGACUAUCUCGGGGGAAUUGAAGAUAUUAGAAAAGCUAAGGUACAGACGGUGUUUCAUGCUGGCAAAUCUUUUCAAGAGGACUGUGCCCGGAUUCUUCGUGGAACAAGAAUUGCUGCGCGUUUAGGUUUCACAAUAUCCAAGGAAACAGCUCAUUUCUUAAAGAAUCUUUCCUUCCUUGUACAAAGACUCCACAGGGGAAGAAUCUUGAUGGAAAUAAAUUACAUGUUAGCAUAUGGAUCAGCAGAAGCUUCUUUAAGAUUGCUGUGGAAAUUUGGGAUACUAGAAAUUCUUUUGCCAAUUCAGGCAGCAUAUCUCGUUCACAGUGGUUUCAAGAGACGUGACAAAAGGACUAACAUGCUUCUGUCUCUCUUUGGCAAUUUGGAUAAAUUGUUGGCUCCAGAUAGACCUUGCCCCAGCAGCUUAUGGUUAGCAAUCUUGGCUCUUCACAAAGCCCUUGCUGAUCAACCUCGAUAUCCUUCAGUGGUUGCCGCGUUCAGCCUUGCUGUCCACAAUGGUGGAGAUGUUCUAGAAGCUGUAAAAAUCACCCAGAAAGUCACAAAGCCACAUAACAGAAGUUUCUUCGAGCUACUGGAGCCAGAGGAAUUGGACUCCCAAUCCUUAUUGUAUGAAGUCAUGGAUUUUGAUUCAUCUAUCAAAGAAGCCUUGGGACAGAUGACUGAUGGGAAAUUUAUUUCUAAGGCUAUGGCAGCGUACCCUCAGGCCCCACAUUCCGAUAUGGUUUUCAUACCGUUGCAAUUGUACCUAGAUGCAAGACGAAUAUUCGAGUGUGUGAAAGAAAAUGUGCAAAAGAGAUUUGUGCCUAAGCAAAACAGUAAAAUCGAUUAUACCUCAUUAUCUUCAGGCAACCUUCCAGAAGUUAGACACGUAUUUGCUAGGGUUGUUUUUGAUACUGUCUUCCCAUUAAACUCAUCUCAAGAGCUGUAGUCCCUCAUCUAUCAAUUGUGUUUAAACUGAUAUAAGCUUGAACGCAAAAGGAUAUUUUCGAAAACUCUCAUAUGUAAAACAUCAUAACUAGAUGUAGUGAACACCAUUUUUGUACUAUACAAG